This is a messenger RNA of Chaetomium strumarium, 3348 nucleotides long. RefSeq lists its product as uncharacterized. Gene Ontology annotation, molecular function: TBP-class protein binding; RNA polymerase III type 3 promoter sequence-specific DNA binding; RNA polymerase III general transcription initiation factor activity. The coding region runs from base 465 to 3059 and encodes 864 amino acids. NCBI's taxonomy places the organism in Eukaryota, Fungi, Ascomycota, Sordariomycetes, Sordariales, Chaetomiaceae. The transcript has a single exon. The record is from RefSeq and is a predicted model, not a curated record. Gene Ontology annotation, cellular component: nucleus; transcription factor TFIIIB complex; transcription preinitiation complex. Gene Ontology annotation, biological process: transcription preinitiation complex assembly; transcription by RNA polymerase III; DNA-templated transcription initiation.
GGGAGUGCGGGGCAAUGCAGACAAUAAAAAACUGACCCCGAAUGAAUUCGAACCUUUCGCACCGCCGUCCCAAGCAGGAAUGCUGACUCAGCAAGUGAUUUGGAUGUGCCCACGCACUCCGCUUGACUAAACCACAAUUCUUCCAAUGAUUUUGACCCUUCGUCGCAUGUCUUCCUCAAUUUCGCCAUCGCUAGUAUCCCAAUGGUUCGACACCCCUUUCCCAUCAAAGAACUGCCCGGCCAGGAGACAGCGAUUGUCGAAAAUACUAAAGGCAUCAUCAUAUUGGCGGCGGGCGAGUGACUCCGUCUAUCAGAGAUCAGUUUCUGCGCCUUUGAGACCACUACGCCACCAUCGCGGGCUUCUGUCACCAUAGCACUCUCACUCUGGCCUUGUUCUCGGCUUACAUGACUUACACGACCCCUGUGUGAGGGAUCAACAGGCAUAAAAACACCCCCGCCAAAUAAAUGUCGUCGGUUCCCAUGAUCCGGGCCGGUGGAGGCUCGGGCAAGCCCAAGCCGAAGAAGCCCAAUCCUAUCCGCCGCAUCAUGAACCAGGAGCAGCGGGUCCGCGAGAGAUCUGUAGCCUCAUCUCCGUCUGCCGGCACGCCCAAUGCGGCAACACCGUCCAACCGCCCGGUGUGCAAGAACCCCCAAUGUGAUAAGUCCGAUGUGCGCGACGGAGCCUGCCAGAACUGCGGCCGCGUCGUAUGGGAGAGCAACAUCGUCGCUGAGGUCACUUUUGGCGAGAGCGCAUCUGGUGCCGCGGUUGUCCACGGUAGUUAUCUUGCAGCUGAUCAAGGUAGCAUCCGCCCGACUGCUGGCAGCCUUCCCUUUCGGCGCGUCGCUGGUUCUGGUGCCAGCGAGGCACGCGAACGCAGUCUUAGGGAGGCUAAGCAGCUUCUGAACCAGUUCGCAUACCAGCUGCAGAUCCCACCGCAUGUGGCCGAGAAGGCUUUUCAGACCUACAAGAUUGCGUCCACCAGCAACUUCAUCCAGGGCCGCCGCAAAAACACGGUUGCAGCCGUGUGUCUCUACGCCAUUUGCCGGAAAGAGGAUAAUAACAAGGUCAUGUUGAUCGACUUGGCGGACAUCAUCAAGACGGACGUCUUCCUGUUGGGCCGCUGCUACAAAGACCUCCUUAACGCACAUGGUCACCUGAAGGAGGGCACCAAGCCCAUCAUCAUCGAGGAUCUCAUUUUCCGCUUUGCCAGCAAGCUGGAGUUUCUCCACGACACCAACAAAGUGGCCCUCUCGGCCAUCCGUAUCGCCCAGCGCAUGCGCCACGACAACAUCACCCAUGGCCGAAGGCCUGCUGGCAUCUGUGGUGCCGCCAUCAUCAUGGCCGCUCGUGCACACAACUACCGGCGUACGGUUCGGGAGGUGGUCUACAUUGCGAAAGUCACCAUGGCGACCCUUCAAGAGCGCAUGGAAGAAUUUGCCAACGUGCCCGCGGCCCAGAUGACGAUCCAAGAAUUCGAAGAGGCCCGCAACCUUCCGGAGGCUUCGCACGAUCCCCCAUUCGUCUACAAACAGACGAAGGAGUGGCAAGAAAAUCACCCGAAGAAGGGCAGGAAAAGGAAGGCGGCGGCAAUCUCCCGGGAUGGCCAUCAGCCUGGUAACGGGGCGGAACAGCAAACCUCUGCGAAGCGGCAAGCCACGGCAACAUUCAACGAGUCCCAGCCGUCUCCAGUACUACUUAUUGACCCGGCACUCCAGGCUGGGACUACUGCCACCGAGGUACCCACGCUAUCCGUGCAGACGCUAUCGGAAGCAGUUCCGCCAACGUCCGGCACUGAUGAGGGUGCCUCCACCGGUCCCUUUCGCAAGCCCACUGCUGAUGAACUCUCUAUUGCGAACGCUGCAACGAAAGAUGCCGAUGAUCAGCUUCAAACCCUGGCAGAAGAGUUUGGCGACUCGGAAGAUGAAGAAUCCGAGGAGGAAAUCGAGGUGGACCCGAGCAGCGAGAUGGCCAUGGCGGCAGCGCAAGGGAUCCAGGUCCCCGGCAUGGAGAACAUGAGGAUUCGGCAAAGAGAGGCCCCUGCCGCCGCGGAGGAAGGUGGCAAAGACCCGGACAGUGGCAGUGGCGAUGCGGCUGGCAGGAAGAAGAAACCCAAGCCGAGAUUGCGUAUCGAUGAGGAAUGGGAGCUGGACGAGAACAACCUCGAGCAGGAGAUGCAAGGCCAUCUCAACGAUCCUGCCAUGAUUGGCGCCUCUGCCGUUAUUACGAGAGAUAUUGAGCAGCGACGCGAGGAAGAGUCUGCCGCUCGCAAGGCGCAACCUUCCAUCGCGGUGACCGAGGCCAAUGAUAAUCCUCCCGACAGCAGCGGUUCUGGCGCCACUACCGACCUACCGGUUCCUAACGGAUCCGACAAACGACUGACGCCUGCGUCCAAGGUCUCGGAUGAUCCUAUCGUCCACGAGGAUGAGUUCAAGGACGACCCGGAAGUCAUGUUUUGCAAGCUUUCCGAGAGAGACGUGCUAAUCAAGGAGAUGAUCUGGGCCAACCACAACAAGGACUACAUGCGCAAAAAGCAACAGAAGAUAUUCGAAGCCAAGGUUUCGAAGAAAGAACCCAAGCAGAGGAACGGCCGUCCCCGGAAGCCCCGAAUCGGAGAAGGUCAGACAACGCCCGCCAAUUCGGCCACAGAGGCAGCACAGAACAUGCUGCGUACGCGGGCCAUCAGCACGAAGUUGGACUACACGCGAAUGGGCAACCUCUUCGAGUUUUCGAAGGGAGGGCCCGGCAGCACGUAUGGCGGCACAAGUUCGAUCGGCAGUCGCAGCGCCCUCCCGAGCAGUGCGGGCAGCGACGCCGGGAGCGACAGCGGCGCGCAGGCCUCGAUGCCAACAGCUGCGUCCACAGCACGGGAGAGAGUUGCCAAGGCCCUUGCGCUUCCCGAAGAGCAGGAGGAGGAGGAGGAGGAAGAGGAAGAGGAAGGUGGCGCGGAGAUGUAUGAGAACGGAUUCGACGGCCCAGAGGGCUUUCAGGAUGACACGUUUGGAGAGGAGGAUUUUGAUCCCUUUGGAGAUAACAACGGCGGGGAUGACUACGAAGAGUGAGGCUCGGCUAAUUGCCGGACAGAUCAUGUUCGGCACAAGCGUUGCGGUGCUCGGGAUACCCGAUCUGGGCGUUAAAAUAGAGGCUGGGUGGGCGACCACAGGACGACCUCUUGCAGGACAGGCUUGAGAUUCAGCAUGUCAGUAAUAAAACAAGUAACAUUACUCCGAAGCGAUAACAGGAACUUGAACCGACGGAUUGUUUAACCCGACCGACUUUGUCUUCCAUUUCGUCUCAGAGGAAACGGGAACACGCCUGUAUUGAUCUCAGGGGUUUCGGGGCGCUCCUCUA